GAACCCACUAAUUGGAUGCAGUUCCAAUGACAGAGGAUCGGGGCUCCUGAAAAAGAGCGGUAUUUUUGUGCCGCCAGUCAGUCCAGCACGAAAACCCAAGACUCAACUGGCCAACUCCAUCAAAGUUUCCAAAAAUUUGCCAAUCAAAAUCUACUUGUUUGCUUCAAUGCACAUUUUAAUAUUCUCAUCUCUCCUUCAUGGCCUUCACGUCCUUUCUCUUAUCUUCAUCUCUCGUACUUAAUGCUGAAUCAAAUAGAUAAUAAUAAUAAUAAGAACUAGAACUCCCUGCAUGAGCUGAGCCGUGUUUCUUCUCUUUCCCAACGAACUGUAUGAAGAAAUAUGUCUCUUAAGCUCCAAAUUCUAUGUUGAGAGAGAUCCAUUUUUUUGAAGAUAAGAUGUUCAAGUAGUGAACACUUGUACAAAUAUGGAGUUCAAUAAAGAGAAGCUAGUGAGGUUUUACAACGAUGAGUCUUUGCCUGUGUUCAAAUCAUCUGCUCCUUUGUCGAAAACAGAAGGAAAUAUGGUUGAAAGAAACAGACCCUCUUCAAAAAUUCCGAAAUUUGGAGGAGGGUUCAAAGUUUUCCCUGAAAAUAUAGAGCCUUGGAGGAAGCGAAUUCUUGAUCCGGGAAGUGAAGUUAUCUUACAGUGGAACAGGGUUUUUCUCUUCUGGUGCUUGGUAGCUUUAUUUGUUGACCCAUUGCUUUUUUAUCUUCCUUCAGUGGAACAGAAUGGUAACAGUUCAUGUAUGACAACUGAUUUGAAUUUGGGGAUCACUGUGACUUGUUUCCGAACUUUUGCGGAUGCCUUUUAUCUGUUGCAUGUGUUUGUAAAGUUUAGGACUGCUUAUGUAUCUCCUAGUUCAAGAGUUUUUGGAAGAGGUGAACUUGUUAUGGAUCCAAAGGAGAUUUCAUGGCGGUAUAUGAAAUCGGAUUUUUUCAUAGAUGUACUGGCAGCACUACCCCUUCCUCAGAUUGUCAUAUGGUUCAUUAUACCAGCAAUCAGAAGCUCCUCCGCUGAUCAUACCAACAACACUCUUGUGUUGAUUGUUCUGCUCCAAUAUGUUCCGCGCUUAUAUCUGAUUUUCCCCUUAAGUUCCCAGAUUAUCAAAGCCACUGGAGUUGUCACAAAGACUGCUUGGGCUGGUGCUGCAUAUAAUCUUGUUUUGUACAUGUUGGCCAGUCAUGUCUUAGGAGCAUCCUGGUAUCUGUUGUCGAUUGAACGGUAUGCAACAUGCUGGAAAUCUGAAUGCAGAAAGGAAUUUAGUCCUGCAAAAUGCUAUCUUUUUUACUUGGAUUGUGGCACACUGAAUGAUCAUGAUAGGCAGUUAUGGGAAAAUGGUACUGUUGUGUUUAAUAACUGCGAUCCUACAAACUCAAAUGGUUUCCAAUAUGGCAUAUUUGGAAGUGCAUUGGCAAAUAAUGUUGUCUCCUCAGAUUUCCUGGAGAAGUAUUUCUAUUGUCUCUGGUGGGGCUUACAGAAUUUGAGGAUUUUGAUCUAUUUGUUCUACUUUGUAAAUUUCAGUUCUUAUGGUCAGAGUUUGAACACAACCACAUUCAUUGGGGAGACCAUAUUUGCCAUACUCAUUGCUAUCUUGGGUCUGGUUUUGUUUGCUCAUUUAAUUGGAAACAUGCAGACCUAUUUGCAAUCCAUCACUGUGAGAUUGGAGGAGUGGAGACUUAAGCGGAGAGACACUGAGGAGUGGAUGAGACAUCGCCAACUCCCUCAAGAUCUUCGAGAACGUGUUAGGCGAUUUGUUCAAUAUAAAUGGCUUGCAACUCGAGGAGUUGAUGAAGAAUCAAUCUUAUGUGCCCUACCUACAGAUCUCCGAAGAGACAUCCAACGCCACCUUUGCUUGGACCUUGUUCGACGGGUUCCAUUUUUCUCACAAAUGGAUGAUCAGCUGCUAGACGCCAUAUGUGAGCGCCUGGUAUCCUCCUUAAGUACACAGGGAACCCUCAUAGUUCGUGAAGGAGAUCCUGUUACAGAGAUGCUUUUUAUUAUAAGAGGAAGACUAGAAAGCUCAACUACAAAUGGGGGCCGAAAAGGUUUCUUCAAUUCAAUCACUUUAAGACCAGGCGACUUCUGUGGUGAGGAGUUGCUUGCUUGGGCAUUGCUUCCCAAGUCCACUGUCAACUUGCCUUCCUCUACAAGAACAGUCAAGUCCCUGGUUGAGGUUGAAGCCUUUGUAUUGAGAGCUGAAGAUUUAAAGUUUGUGGCCAAUCAGUUCAGGCGCCUCCAUAGCAGGAAGCUGCAACACACAUUUCGUUUCUACUCCCACCACUGGAGGACAUGGGCUGCUUGCUUCAUUCAGGCGGCUUGGCGGCGGUUCAAGAAGAGGAAAAUGGCUAGAAAUCUUAGCACAAUGGAGUCAUUUUCAUAUACUAAUUAUGAGCAAGAAGAUGAAGAUCAUAGAAGCUCUGAAUCCUCAUCUUCCGCUCAUGCGAAGCAGCACCUGGGUGUUACAAUAUUGGCUUCAAGGUUUGCUAAAAAUGCAAGGAGAGGAGCUCGGAAAAUUAAGGAUGUUGAAUUGCCAAAGUUGCAAAAACCUGAGGAGCCUGACUUCUCAACAGAGCCAGAUGAAGACUAGGUUUAUGAAACUCCAUUAAAGUAGCUCUGCCGGAUUAAUGAAACUUCGUAUUAUUUUCUUUUUUCAGGUAGUCACGGCUUAAGCUGUUAAUAAGUUGAAUAAUGUAUCUAAGCCUAUACCAACGUUAGUAUCA
Molecule: messenger RNA, 2720 nt
Organism: Mangifera indica (mango)
Lineage: Eukaryota; Viridiplantae; Streptophyta; Magnoliopsida; Sapindales; Anacardiaceae
Product: probable cyclic nucleotide-gated ion channel 14
Exons: 7
Coding region: 425-2587 (720 amino acids)
Biological process (GO): transmembrane transport; potassium ion transport
Cellular component (GO): membrane
Molecular function (GO): voltage-gated potassium channel activity
Source: RefSeq, a predicted model, not a curated record